Xyrauchen texanus (razorback sucker) is the source of this 3903-nucleotide messenger RNA. RefSeq lists its product as uncharacterized. Lineage: Eukaryota; Metazoa; Chordata; Actinopteri; Cypriniformes; Catostomidae. Gene Ontology annotation, molecular function: nucleic acid binding. The coding region runs from base 1 to 1965 and encodes 654 amino acids. The transcript is spliced from 3 exons. The record is from RefSeq and is a predicted model, not a curated record. Gene Ontology annotation, biological process: DNA integration.
AUGUCCAGUAUCGUCCGGGGGUAUCGGAACACAGUGGCUGACACACUAUCUAGGCAGCCAUUUGCAGGGGAGCCUGAGCCAGCCUCAGAGGAUGCAGAGUACGAUGGAUGUGUGGCCGUCUGCGGUUGGAUUCACAGAGGUUCCGACCUGGAUUCAGCACUUGUGGCUGCUGGGAUGCACAGCUGUCAAGUGAGGCAAAUGCGGGCUGUAGUGCCAAACUCCCUGAAUGAUGGUAAUGGAUUGGGUCAAGGAAAUACACCCACCUUUCCAGGUUAUUCAAAUGAUGAAUUGAUCCGCUUUCAACUGCAAGACCCUGUGAUUGGCGGAUUCAGGAAGUUUUGGGAUCAAAAGAGAAGACCCUAUGGUAAAGAACUAAAAGCUCUACCAAAACCUGUUCGGUCAAUGCUGAAGCACUGGAACAGCAUGAAGGAGCGCCAGGGUCUAUUGUACCGUGUCUUUGAGGAUGUGAGACACGGGGAAUGUUAUCAGCUCUUGUUACCUCUCAAUUUGAAGAAGCCUGUUCUGGAGUAUGUGCAUGAUUCUAUGGGACACCAAGGUAUCGAGCGCACCCUCCACUUGCUGAGGCGACGGUGUUUUUGGGUAGGAAUGCACCACGAUGUGGACAAAUGGAUUAAAGAUUGUCAACGUUGUGUGAUGACCAAGAUGCCGCAGCCGAGGGUCCACCCUCCCAUGAAAUCGUUCUUGGCUUCUGGACCGCUUGAGGUGAUUGCUGUGGAUUUUACGGUGUUGGAACCCGCAACCAAUGGUCAAGAGAAUGUUCUGGUAGUCACUGACAUCUUUACGAAGUUCACUCAGGCCUUCCCCACCCGAGAUCAAAAAGCAGAUACCACAGCCAAGGUGCUGCUUCGGGAAUGGUUUAUGAAGUAUGGUAUUCCUGCACGUCUGCAUUCCGAUCAGGGGCGUAAUUUUGAGAGCGAGGUUGUGGCUGAACUUUGUAAGCUCUAUGGGGUGAAAAAGAGCCGCACCACACCAUAUCACCCCACUGGCAACGCUCAGUGUGAGCGGUUCAACAGGACGCUACAUGACCUGUUGAGAACACUGCCACCUGAAAAGAAACGACGGUGGCCUGAAUACUUACCAGAGUUGGUUUUUGCGUACAAUGCAACGCCUCACGCGACUACUGGAUAUUCUCCAUAUUAUUUAUUGUUUGGGGUUGAUCCUUACCUGCCUGUGGAUGCCCUUCUAGGACAAGAGCGAGUUUUUGACCAGAAACACGACUGGCUGUUGGUUCACCAAAGGCGUCUGAAUGAUGCUCAUGCCAGGGCAAGAGAAUAUUCUGAACAGAAGGCUGCUGAGCGCAUUUCCUUGCAAAAGGAUAGAGUCUAUUGCCCAAAGAUCGAGGUCGGAGCACUCGUGUACCUGAGGAGCAGACCAGUAGGCCGUCACAAGAUCCAGGAUGCCUGGGGGCCAAUCGUAUAUCAAGUAGUAGGAAUCGUGGACAACACCUACACAGUGGAGCCGUUGGAAGGAGGGCCGACAAAGAGAGUUAACAGAGUAGACAUCAGGUCCUGUGUGAGUCCGCCUAUUCCCGCCCCUAGGAGACUGCCUAAGGUGCGGGAGGAGAUGUCUGAGUCCCUUAGUGAAGUGGAGUCUGAGGAGUCAGAGGAGGGUGUCGUUUUGAGGGAGGAGAGGUCUCUUACGCCUACAGUAAGAGGUCUUAGUACCCAGUCCGUUGACCAACAAGAGCCUGCUGAGGCCUUGGAGACUGCGGAAAGGCUGGAUGCAGCUACUAGUGUGUUAACUCUCCCUGUUGCGGCACCACGCAGAUGUAGUAGGAGGUCAAAUGCUGGACGGCAUUCAAAUGUGCACCAUGAGCCAAAGUCUGUCUUAGAUUGUACGUCUAUAAGUCCGGCAGCAGUUUCACAGAUAUUGGCUGAUUUGAGUUCCGUUCUGUUCCGGGAAGCAGUUAAGGAGGUUAAGAAUACUCUGACCUUUAAUGAGUAAUCGAGGCCGCUUACUCUCAUGCAGGGGAGAAUGUAACCAGGUGUUGGGUAGGGUCCUUUAUGCUUUUAAUUUGAAUAAGAGACAUAUCUGUAGAAUAUGUACUAUAUGUAUUGAAGGGUCCUUUAAGAGGCAUCGGGUGACGUCAUUGCGUAUGCGCAUGAACAAAUGAUCAUGAACGCGCGAUGAGGAAGUCGCAGAGUUAGGCUGCACAUGUGUGUAUGACUGCUGUUCGAGUCUAAUUUGUCAUCAUUCAGGGAGUUGGAUGUUUACGCAGGAUUGCGUGAAUGUGUGAGUGUGGCUGAGCUGACGCGCCGCAUGUACAGACGAGGCCUGUUUGCGUUGAAGUGAUUUAACAGUGUGUAACGUGAGAAACACGGGAGAAAUUUUUCUGUCCCAUCAGAGUGGCAAGGGUUCUCAGAGUACAGUCCUGAUGGACGGCCCACUGGCGAAGCAAAGCCUUACAGUGUCAGCCAUGUCUUAAGACAGAGAGUAUAUAAGAAAGUUAUAGAAAGAAAUGAAUUGGAGUAAUAUCUAGAGCUGUUCAUGAAUUCAUCACCAUCAAGGGAGGAACAACUAAAUGAAUGUGAACUUUCUUUAAACUGUCCUAAAACUUUGAUUUUCUAUAAGAUGUGUAUGAUUCAAUCAGAAUUAUGUGUAUAAUUCAAGAAUUGUAUUACUUAAAAUAAAUAAAAACUAACAUUUUUAGUUUAACACAAGAGAACUUUCCAAAUGAUGCCUCUUUUAUUAAUUCUCUUUGCUCUAUUAAUGUUCUAAUAUUGAAACAUACAGUUGUAAUUGUUCCAUUAAACUUAAAACUUUGUGAGUGACCUUAACCUGCACAACCAUCCGGUCUUCGUCCAACCUUCAAUUCUGCCAUAAAUAAUUGUUCAUCUGUUAACUUGCAUGUAUAAAAUGAACUCGCACUGCAAAAUCUACAAUAAAAUGGUACUGUUUAGUCAAGUGAAUAUGUAUCCAAUACAGAACAUUACAUACAGGCUUAAAACUACCUUUCAUUUCUUUUCAUUUUUUUCAGGAUGACAUUAAUUUGGGGUAAUUGUGGUAUUAAGAUAGGGCUUAUUAAAAAGAACCACUUUAGAAAAGGGUGUAUAAUGUCUUGUUCAUUUCAAUCACAUUUGACAUUUCAUAACAUCUCAAGUGUUCUAUAAACAUAAACCUCCAUUUUGAUUGGAUCAGUCAGUGUGAGUCCACUUUGAAACAUUUUCAUUCAAAUCUAUUCCCCCAAUUAAGAAAAACAAUGUGUUUAAUAGGGGCCUUUAGCCCCUGCAACAGGAGGGCUUUUUACCACAAAUACUAUCAAUGUCAACUUUCAAUGAAAAUUACAAGUAUUUUGUUUAAACAUAAAUGUAAUAAUUUUCAGGAUAUUCACUAGCUACAUAAAUUUGCAACAUUUUAAAAAUUAUUAAAUAUUAGAUCAAAUUGCCUCAAAAUCAACCUUUAGACCUUAAAUGCAAUGAUCUCAUGGAAGAGGAAGAUAGUGCAGUGCUUAGUGACAAACAGGUGUUUAGGAAAGGUAGUUUUUGGUUCUAUUUAGUGUUUUGGGAAAACAUUUUUUUAAAAGAGCCUUUUACCCCACUAAGCCUUUAGCCUCGUUGUACCCUAUUAUUUAUUGCACAACUUAUGAAUUCUAAACAUGACUGAUAAAACUAGUGUUUGUGCCUUGCUUGGUAUAGCUUUCAACAAUCCAAACAUACUCUGUCUGUGACCUCUUCUCUUAAUUUAAAAGUUGUUCUUUUAAUCAGGAUAACAUUAUUACAUAUGGCAACAUCUUCAAAAUGUACUCUUAACACAUGAAUGUAUGACAUGGAGACACAAUUCAAGUACAAGACCGGCAUAAAUCCACUUGGUGGACAGCUUCAAUCACUCAUUAUUAAGAUGUUAAAUUAAAUGCUUAUACAAUUCAUGAAAAAAAAAUAUAUA